Molecule: messenger RNA, 1119 nt
Organism: Ectocarpus siliculosus
Lineage: Eukaryota; Phaeophyceae; Ectocarpales; Ectocarpaceae
Source: the annotation of a GenBank genome assembly
AUGAUGCCCCCUUUGUCGGCAGAGAUAAGGGGUGCGGCCGGGAGUUCCGCGGAGGCCGGGGAAGGCGGCGGAGAAGUGCGGUGGAGAUACCACCUGGGGGUCCCUGACCGUCGCCAGGAGCUGCCGACAUUCGUGCGCGAUCUGGGGAAGCCUGUGCUGUUAGACCCGCUCGUGAACAAGGGCACGGCGUUCUUGUGGUCGGAGUGGGAGCGCUUCCACCUCAGGGGACUCCUGCCCGCCCGCAUGGUCACCAUGGAAGAGCAGACAAGCACACGGGAGGGGUCGUGGGACAAGGCGGCACGGGACCCCAACGGCGAGAUGGUGCAGUUGUUCUACCGUGUGGUCAUGGACAACUUCGCGGAGAUGGCCUCGGUGGUGUACACCCCAACGGUAGGGUGGGCCUGCCUGAACUUCUCACGCAUGUUCCGUAUCGCGAGGGGUAUGUACUUCUCGGCCAAGGACCGCGGGCACAUGGUUUCCAUCGCCUACAACUGGCCCAGCCACGAGGUGGACGCCAUCGUCGUCACGGACGGUUCGAGGAUACUCGGGCUCGGAGACCUGGGCAUGAACGGCAUGGGCAUCUCCAUCGGAAAGCUAGACCUCUACGUGGCGGCCGCGGGCUUCCACCCGGCCCGCGUGCUCCCCUGCGUCAUCGACGUCGGGACCAACAACAAGAAGCUACGGGCGGACAAGAGCUACCUCGGUCUGAACCAGGAGAGGCUAGAGGGAGACGAGUACCUCCACGUGGUGGACGAGUUCGUUGCCGCGGUCAAGGCCAGGUGGCCCAAGGCCUUGAUUCAGUUUGAAGACUUCCGCACGGAGUAUGCCAGCAAGCUCCUCGAGCGCUACCGCUACAAGCACCUCUGCUUCAACGACGACAUACAGGGAACUGCUGCCACCGCCCUCGCCGGAAUCUACGCGGGACUGGCGGCCACCGGUCGGUCCCACAACGACAUCCGCCAACUCAGGUUCGUGGUGUGCGGGGCCGGCAGUGCCGGGAUGGGCGUGGUGCAGUGGCUAUUCAAGGCGAUGGAGAAGCACGGGGCCCCUCCCGACGAGGCUGCAGGUGGAUGCCCCGUGGAUGAUUACUGGUAUCACCCCCUCCCUACCCCCUCGUGA